AUGGCAGCCUGGCGAGCCUCCGGGACCGUGCUGGCAAUGCUGGCGGUGCUGGCAGCGCGACCGCUUACUGUUCGCGCUGAUUAUGAGCUGAUGAAGGGGGAAGCCGAGGGUCAGGCACCUGAAGCCCGUUAUUGCCCCUUCAACUCUGACAACAAGGUUGUGCGGUUUCAAAGCCUGUACACGCCCCUCAGCCUGCAAGCAGCUGGGCUCCCUGAAUAUCAGACGCUUCGCAAUGUUGGUUUGAUGGUCAAGGUGGCUGCCACUUCCGGGUUUGACUUGCCUGCUCUCAGCAACAUUCGUCUGGCCUAUUCCUGGAUCGACGGCUUCUUGACCGCAUCCAACCUCCUUCAAAACUACGGCUCUGAUACGACCUUUGCAUACAUGACGCCAACGGUGUGCAACACGUGUGCCAAUCAAACCCGUACCGUGGACUCUGAUGAGCUUGUGCAAGGCACUCGAGUCGUCUUUGACAUUGAAUUCUGCAACUUGCAAUGGGAUGGCAGCAGUGGCCUCCUCCUCGAGUUUAGUAUGGACGCCGAUGUAGCAGCUACCGGUAGCAGUGGUCCCCCCGUCCCCGCCUCAGCUCGCAUUGGCUUCAAGGAUGUGACCCACAGCAGUGGCAGCGUAUACGCCCAAAUUCCACUUUCGCAAGCCAGCUGCUGGAAUUCAGUUCCCUAUCCAUGGGGCCAGCCUGGAAACUGCCCGGCCAGUCCCGCGGACGGCGCGUGGAUGACCGCCGUCAAAAGGAACAUUGUUAUGGACGUGGCCUUUGACGUGGGCAUCACGACAGCAACGACGACGACGACCACUCCCGCCACCACUUCUGCAUCCACCACAGCAUCACCCCCCGAUCCCUCUUCUUCCUCCGAACCGGGACCUGCCAGCACCUGUAACCCCAAUGCGGGCCUGUCGACUCUGCCGCGCACCUCCCCCGCCACUACCACAGAGACGAGUCUAUUAAGCGCGUGCUCAUGGUUAUUGCAUUUUGCUGCCCUCGGGCAAACAAACCAAGCAGCAUCAAAGGGCAAGAAUCUCUGCAGCCAUACAGAUAACGACUAUGACACGCUCGUGGCCGUGGCCAUUAUCGGUUGGCUUGCAUUCGCCUUUGUACUCGGCUAUGGCAUAUAUCAACACGUGCGCCACCAACGCCACCAGGGCCCCGUAUACGACAAUGUGAAUUUCGGCAAAAUGCCUCAGCCUGGCAACGUUGCCCUGGACCCCACGUCAACCCAGUCAGACUUGCCACUCACUGUAUCCACGGACUUUGAUGAGGCUGCGGCUGGAUCUGGCAAAAUGCUUCACCGCGAUCGCGCAGAUACCUCGGGUGUAGACGAGUCGAAUAUCUAG
Messenger RNA from Monosiga brevicollis MX1, 1347 nucleotides. RefSeq lists its product as uncharacterized. The record is from RefSeq and is a predicted model, not a curated record. The transcript has 6 exons. Lineage: Eukaryota; Choanoflagellata; Craspedida; Salpingoecidae. The coding region runs from base 1 to 1347 and encodes 448 amino acids.